AUGGGUAUCCCGCUCGACUACACUCCUCCUGCGUCUCGCUCGCGCCCCAGUGCCGGGUCAGGCGUUCGCGUCUCUGCAGACGCUGGUUCCAAACCGCCGGCCGACCCAACUGCAGCCGCUCGCUCCUCGAUUCGACGCAGCCCGCACCCGCAGCCCAGGAGAAUAUUCGGAAGGGUGCACGCUGCUCGUCGCCCUAACGCCGUCCUUGACCCGAGAGACCGAUACCUGAUCUUGGAUGCUGCCGCCCGGACAGUCGACCGGGACCGCAGCUAUGAGAGGGACCCGUCGCUCCCUCGCAUCGCCAGAAACCCGAUGGUGGACCACAGCACAGGCGGUCCAGACAGCGCGGAGUCACCGGCAGGUCUCAGCCGUCGCGAGAUAGGCCGUCGGCUACUGCGAGAUAGCGUCAACUACACCUAUCCUGGCCGACGGAUGAGGAUUCCCAGAGACAUGCAUGGCCAGGACAUUCUCCCGCUGGCCGCUCCCAACACUCUUCGAAACCGGCCAUCGUACUCGCCCCGGUUUGCACCAGCUCAUCCUGAAGACUCCGGCCUUACUAACAGCCUAGAGACCGAUGAUUCUUCUACCACGGAGGGGACCAUGGACGCCAGUAUGCCACUUCUGCGUCGCGUGGGCCACCGCUCUGUAGCCACCGCACGGAACUCGCCAUCAAUAGUACCUGCACUGCCUUUACCCCGGGCCGAGUCUGUCAUGUCUACAGAUGAUGAAGCGCCAGAUGUGUCAGACUCCUGGGCUAGGCUGCUCAACACCAUCCCCUUGGACAACCAUCUUCCCAGUGCAGACUCCUCUUUCACAUCUGCCACUGCAUCGGCCUCUGCUUCUGCUUCUAGAUCGUCUACCGCAGCCCCGACGACUCUCACCCCUAGCUCGUCUUUUGGUUCCACUACCUCUUCACGCCUGCAUAUAAUGUUUGACCCAUUCCCGUCCUUUUCUGCAAACUGCGAUUAUAUCUCUUCCUCAGAAAAUUCAGACACAGAGGCCGAAGAGGACUUGGAACGGCUUCGAAGCCACAGGCGCCGAAGUCAGCCCCGAAGUCAAUCACAAUCACAAUCGCAGACGCCAACACAGACACAGAACCCAACGCAAUCCCAGUCUGAGAGCAACACCCCUACUGAUAGUUUUGCACCCACUGCUUCUUCAUUCACUCUCGAAAACGAAGCAGCCGGCCUACAGCUACUUCACGACACCCUCAACCUUCUAAGCAGACGAGAUGAUAUUCCAGAUGAAUGGUGGGCGACCGCUGGCCUAACUCGCAUCAUUUAA
Molecule: messenger RNA, 1284 nt
Organism: Nannizzia gypsea CBS 118893
Lineage: Eukaryota; Fungi; Ascomycota; Eurotiomycetes; Onygenales; Arthrodermataceae
Exons: 2
Coding region: 1-1284 (427 amino acids)
Source: RefSeq, a predicted model, not a curated record